This is a messenger RNA of Pteropus alecto (black flying fox), 2702 nucleotides long. RefSeq names its product casein kinase 2 alpha 1 (gene CSNK2A1). NCBI's taxonomy places the organism in Eukaryota, Metazoa, Chordata, Mammalia, Chiroptera, Pteropodidae. The coding region runs from base 272 to 1447 and encodes 391 amino acids. The record is from RefSeq and is a predicted model, not a curated record. The transcript is spliced from 13 exons. Gene Ontology annotation, molecular function: protein serine/threonine kinase activity; ATP binding. Gene Ontology annotation, biological process: protein phosphorylation. Gene Ontology annotation, cellular component: protein kinase CK2 complex; cytosol; nucleus.
CUCCUGGUAGGAGGGGGCUUCCGCUUCCGGCAGCGGUGGCUGCAGCCUCGCUCUGGUCCCUGCGGCUGGCGGCCGAGCUGUGUGUCUCCUCCUCCGCCGCCGCCAUAUUGUCUGUGUGAGGAGAGGGGAGAGCGGCCGCUGCCGCUGCUGCUUCCACCACAGUUUGAAGAAAACAGGUCUGAAACAAAGUCUUACCCCCAGCUGUCUCUGAACACAGUGACUGCCAGAUCUCCAAACAUCAAGUCCAGCUUUGUCCGCCAACCUGUCUGACAUGUCGGGACCCGUGCCAAGCAGGGCCAGAGUUUACACAGAUGUUAAUACGCACAGACCCCGAGAGUACUGGGAUUACGAGUCACAUGUGGUGGAAUGGGGAAAUCAAGAUGACUACCAGCUGGUUCGAAAAUUAGGCCGGGGUAAAUACAGUGAAGUAUUUGAAGCCAUCAACAUCACAAAUAAUGAAAAGGUUGUUGUUAAAAUUCUCAAGCCAGUAAAGAAGAAGAAAAUCAAGCGUGAAAUAAAGAUUUUGGAGAAUUUGCGAGGUGGUCCCAACAUCAUCACACUGGCGGACAUUGUAAAAGACCCUGUGUCACGAACCCCUGCCUUGGUUUUUGAACAUGUAAACAACACAGACUUCAAGCAAUUGUACCAGACGUUAACAGACUAUGAUAUUCGAUUUUACAUGUAUGAGAUUCUGAAGGCCCUGGAUUAUUGCCACAGCAUGGGAAUUAUGCACAGAGAUGUGAAGCCCCAUAAUGUCAUGAUUGAUCAUGAGCACAGAAAGCUAAGGCUAAUAGACUGGGGUUUGGCUGAGUUUUACCAUCCUGGCCAAGAAUAUAAUGUCCGAGUUGCUUCCCGAUACUUCAAAGGUCCUGAACUACUUGUAGACUAUCAGAUGUAUGAUUAUAGUUUGGAUAUGUGGAGCUUGGGUUGUAUGCUCGCAAGUAUGAUUUUCCGGAAGGAGCCAUUUUUCCAUGGACAUGACAAUUAUGAUCAGUUGGUGAGGAUAGCCAAGGUUCUGGGGACAGAAGAUUUAUAUGACUAUAUCGACAAAUACAACAUUGAAUUAGAUCCACGUUUCAAUGAUAUCUUGGGCAGACAUUCCCGUAAGCGAUGGGAGCGCUUUGUCCACAGUGAAAACCAGCACCUUGUCAGCCCCGAGGCCUUGGAUUUCCUGGACAAGCUGCUGCGAUACGACCACCAGUCACGGCUCACUGCAAGAGAGGCCAUGGAGCACCCCUAUUUCUACACUGUUGUGAAGGACCAGGCUCGAAUGGGUUCAUCUAGCAUGCCAGGGGGUAGUACACCUGUCAGCAGCGCAAAUAUGAUGUCAGGGAUUUCUUCAGUGCCAACCCCUUCACCCCUCGGACCUCUGGCAGGCUCACCAGUGAUUGCUGCUGCCAAUCCCCUUGGGAUGCCUGUUCCGGCUGCCGCUGGCGCUCAGCAGUAAUGGCCCCUUCUGUCUCCUGAUGCCUGAGCAGAGGUGGGGGAGUCCACUCUCUCCUUGAUGCAGCUUGCGCCUGGUGGGGAGGGGUGAAAUACUUAAGAAGCACCGUGUCUGAACCGUUGCUUGUGGAUUUAUAGUAGUUCAGUCAUAAAAAAAAUUAUAAUAGGCUGAUUUUCUUUUUUUUUUCUUUUUUUCUUUUUUUUCUUUUUAACUCGAACUUUUCAUAACUCAGGGUAUUCCCUGAAAAAUUACCUGCAGGUGGAGUAUUUCACGGACAAAUUUUUUUCUCCUUCCAAAUUCACUUUCUCAUCACUAAAGAACAAAGAUAAACCAGCCUCAAUCCCAGCUGCUGCAUUUGGGUGGAGAUCUCUUCCCAUGACCACCAUUGCUCCCCCACCAUCCCACUUUGGGGGUUUGUAUCUCAUGCUCUUCUCCAGAGAUUACAAAAAUAUAGCUUCUUGAAGGGAGGUGGGAAGAAAGGAGGAAGGGAAAACUCAACCUAUAAGAGCAGUGUCCUGCUAAUCACUUACAUCACUUUAAAAGUGCUUCAAUGGGGUUGUCCUGGUGAAUCUAGUGGAAAUGUCUUAGUUACAUUGAGAUGCUGAAAAUCUACCCAAAGUGCAGACAGGUCCUGAAAACUUCUGUUCAGUAUGAAUCAUGUCUUACUGACCUAACCCUAAAUCCAACUCACUUAUAAGUUUAGUCUCAAUUUAGUUUAAAAUUUUAAUAACCUUUCCUCCCAGGUUUCUUACCUUGGUCCUCUCCCCUUUCAUCUCCCAACAUGCUCUUAUAGUUGGUAGGAGGGGGAAGGCAAAAUCUUUCUCAGUUUUCUUUGACUUGGCCAUUUUGAAUUCAGUUAGUUACUGGGCAUAACUUAUUGCUUUUUACAAAAUUAAAAAAACAUUGUCUAUAUAGGUUUCAUGCUAGCAACUCUGGGAGCUAAUGGAAGAUGUGGCCACACUGUUUCAUUUUAAGCUUUUACCUUCUUUUCCUCCUACCUUUCCCUUCUGUCACUUGCCAUCCAGUGAGAAGGACCUGCCCCUCGGUCUUGUAAAUGUAUCUGAGAGGUAGGAGCAGGGCCACUGUCUCCAGUGAAACUGAAAUGGUAGACCUGUAAUUGUGGGAAAACUAUAAACUCUCUUGUUACAGCCCUGCCACCCCUUGCUGUGUGUAUAUAUAUAAUACUUUGUCCUUCAUAUGUGAAAGAUCCAGUGUUGGAAUUCUUUGGUGUAAAUAAACGUUUGGUUUUAUUUAUCAA